Lactuca sativa (garden lettuce) is the source of this 897-nucleotide messenger RNA. The record is from RefSeq and is a predicted model, not a curated record. NCBI's taxonomy places the organism in Eukaryota, Viridiplantae, Streptophyta, Magnoliopsida, Asterales, Asteraceae.
AUGGCUGAACAGGAAGGUAGCCAUACCCGUGAGGUUGGUGGAGGUCCUCAACCUGGUAAAGUAAAUACUCCAGUAUCUCCUCGUGAGAAGCGACUAUUGGGUAAACUUACUGACAAGGCUAAUUAUGCUUCUACUAUGCUCGUCGGAGAAGCCUUGGUCUGGUGGGAAGCCACAUAUGAAGCUCUCAACGAGUAUGACCAGGAGAAUUUAUCGUGGGAGAUGUUCAAAACUCGUUUGCUAGAGAAGUAUUGUUCUCUAGACAUGAGGAGGAGAUUGGAGAAAGAGUUUCUUGAGCUUAAGCAAGAAGGAAUGACCGUGAAUGAGUAUGAAACUCAAUUCAAUCAAAGAGCACGCUUUGCCACAAAGUAUAUCCUAACCGAAGACGAUAAAAUUCAGUUAUUCUUGGAUGGACUACGGUAUGAGAUUCGCGAUUUCGUAGCUAAUCAGGAUGUUUUGUCCUUUGACAAAGCUGAGAGUAUGCUUGAAAGCCAUCCACGUAUCGAUCAAACUGUUUCUGUUACCUUUAUUCCACCAACUCGAUCUAUUCAAUCUGAUUCUAAUACAAGAGAGCAAUCUCAGAGCUCCAUUCAUGGUCGCGAUAGAUCACAAUCUUUUUCUAUUCAAUCGCCAUCAUGUCGCAUUUGUGGAAGGAAUCAUCCGGGCCAAUGCAAAAUAGACAAGGAAUCCGUUGUCUAUUAUGGAUGUGGAGAAAUAGGUCACAUAAGGCCGGCUUGCCCAAGGAAGGAUGUUACUUGUUAUGCAUGUGGUAUUACUGGCCACAAGAAGCGUUUUUGGCCCACUCUUACAAGUCAAAUGGCGGGGAGUCAAGCUUCCGUUCAACAAGGAAAGAAUACUCCAAAGGAGGAGGUGCUAAAAGCUAAGGGCCGUGCAUUCUAG